This is a messenger RNA of Rhizopus microsporus ATCC 52813, 1716 nucleotides long. Its product is annotated as NIF-domain-containing protein. The coding region runs from base 204 to 1310 and encodes 368 amino acids. The record is from RefSeq and is a predicted model, not a curated record. NCBI's taxonomy places the organism in Eukaryota, Fungi, Mucoromycota, Mucoromycetes, Mucorales, Rhizopodaceae. Gene Ontology annotation, cellular component: plasma membrane. The transcript is spliced from 6 exons. Gene Ontology annotation, molecular function: phosphoprotein phosphatase activity.
CUUUUAUUUUUUUUUUAUUUUCCUUCCUUUUUUACACUUUUUUUAAAGCAAAGUGAACAAAACACUCUACAAAAUAAAGAAGGGAAAAGGGAUAUUUUGACAAAGAAGCAAUAUAAAAAAGGAGAACUAAAGACAAAAAAAUAAAGAGUAUAUCUUUUUCUUUUAUAAUCAACAUACAUUUAUACAUCAAAAGAAAAAAGAAAAUGUCUCAAACAGAGACAAUCCAAACAGAUAGUAAAAAUAUAACCAACAGUGACAACAGUACUUUACAACAGCCAUCAGAAUCUCUAAAAACGAAAAAAGAAAAGGGAAAGAAGCAAGUAGAUCCAGAAUAUGUCAAAUCACCCAUCAGAAGUAGUAAUGGCAACAGUAGGCCAUCUUCAACAGGAUCACUAAAGCCUUUUCAAAAAGGGGGCUUCCUAUCAUUAUUAUUAUGUUGUACAGUUGGAGCAGGUUCUUUUCUCGACAAUAGCGAUAAAUCUUCAAUUAACAACAAAAAGAAUAGACAUCAUAAAGAAAAGCGACAACCAAAUGCUGAUACAAAAGUAGUCCCACCUAUUCCUUCUUCGCCAUCUACUACAACUACGACCACAUCUCCCGUGACAGAACAGUCAGCAGAAAUAGAGAGCUCAGAUCAUAUUGAUUCGAAUCAUUUAAAGAACGAACAUGAAGAUAUACCUCAAUCCAUGACCCCUACUUCAUCUCCUGGCCCCCAAUCUGAAGGCCCGAUUGUAUGGUUACUGCCUCCAUUGUCCAAUGAAGAUAAAGAGAGAAAAUGUCUUGUUCUUGAUCUGGAUGAGACAUUAGUACACAGCUCAUUUAAAAUCAUUCCAAAUCCUGAUUUCAUUGUACCUGUAGAAAUUGAUAAUCAAUACCACAAUGUAUAUGUAUUAAAACGACCAGGCGUUGAUGAAUUUAUGAGAAAGAUGGGAGAAAAGUAUGAGAUUGUAGUAUUUACAGCUAGUUUGGCCAAGUACGCAGAUCCUGUGCUAGAUAUGCUAGAUGUUCACAAGGUGAUAAAACAUAGAUUGUUUAGAGAGUCAUGUUAUAAUCAUAAAGGGACUUAUGUAAAGGACUUGUCACAAUUGGGUCGUAAUCUCGCAUCUACGCUCAUACUCGAUAAUUCGCCUGCAAGCUAUAUAUUCCAUACAUCCAACGCUGUACCCAUUUCAACUUGGUUUAACGAUCCUCACGACACUGAAUUAACUGAUUUAGUUGCCUUUUUAGAAGAUUUAACUGUUGUUGAUGAUGUACAAUUAGUAUUAGAUAAUUCAAUUUAUUCUAAUACCACUGCAACCACCAUUACUUGAUUAUAAUUUAUGUCUUUCCCCUUUUGCUAUUACUAUUACUACACUUACUUCCUCUCUUUUCGUUUCUUAGCAUACCCCAUUUCCCCCCUCUUUUUUUUUUGAUUCUCUUUUACUUUAUCUUACCUCUGCCCCUUCCUUUUAUUUCAUAUUAAAAAAUAUUUUAAGCAAACAUAUAUAUGAUGUUUUUCUUUAUAUAUAAAAAAAUAUAUUGGCAACAUAAUAAAUAAACUGAUUCAGGUAGCAUAGCAUCUCUCUCUUUCUCUUACUUGCUCCCUUCUAUGGCACUCUAUUUGCAUUACGAUGAUAGGCAAUCAUCAAGGAAACUUAAUGUACUAGAGAUUAUGCCACUUUUUGGCAGGAGCUUUACAAUGUCUUUUUUUCAGAUCAACAAUAAUAAUAAAGGAGA